GCUGAUUUGAAAGCGGGAGAAAACUAAAGAAAACGUUAUUUCCGGUGUUUUGUCCCCGCCUCCUCCUGUAUGCAGACCGCGGAUUUUUGAAAAUAACGACUAGUUCAAGCAAGACGUAAAUAAAGCAAACCAACGGCUGCACAUUAAACCUUAUUGUGAACAUCAUGACGUCCAUUACUGAUCCAAACAUAAGUGAUGGGUUCACCAGUGCAAUGGAGGAGAUCCACAACAAACAGCUUAAAACAUGUGGGGAGAUAAUUGACGCGACUACAGAGUUGUGCCAGUCCCACAGACACUUUGUGAAGUCUGCACUUGAUACGUGUUUAAAGAAAUGUAAGGACGAUGAGAUGCUGUUUGAGACAAUACAAACAUUCAAAAGAGACUUGGUACAACAAAAUGCGUCAUUGAAAGAGAAACAGCAUGCCGUUUCUGAAAUUAUAUCUGAGAUUCAGCAGAAGGAAAUGCAGAAAGACGACAUCAUCCAGAAGAUAGAGAAACUUAAAGAAGAACAAGCCAAGAGAAAAGAUUUAAUCUAUUCUCAACAUAAGGCAAACAAAGACAGACUGAGGAAUCUCCAGAAAGCCAGAGUAGUCUUUCAGGAUCAUUUGGGGAUGGAGAUACGAACAAUCCUUGGCAAAACUCAAUUGGUUAAAGGUGAAAAGCUGCAGUUUGUUUUCCGGAAUAUCAACCCUUCAGAUCAGAACAGCGCCUAUGUUGUCACAUUGGGAAUUAAAGAAGACGGAUCAUACCAGAUUGUGUCGAGUGACCCCGUGCUGGAGUGUUUGUCAAUCCUGGAAAGCCGGCUUCAGGAGACCAAUAACUUACCAGCAUUCCUGGCAAACGUCAGGAAGGAGUUCAUCUCUCGGGCACGCUGCUAAGAGUGGAAGGAUCGGAGGAGGAGAUAGAGAAGGUCUUGCUGCAAUGGGGACUAAUAUUAAGCAAGGAGCAAAGUCUGUAUCUACAGUACAGAUCUGUAAACAAAACAUCAACUGCCUUGUCAAGACUAAUGCAUUUAUAUACAUUUCUGUGGGUAAUAAAUAAAAAGUUAUAUGAACAGAUCUGGACUACUUAAUACUGGACUUAAUUUGAACACUGGUCCUGUUUCAUUAUUGAGCAUGGUCGUGUUACAGUUUAGUGUAUACUGCGUAUUUGGCAUAGUUUCAAACCCUGGAGGUUGGCCUUGAGAGAACAGAUGUCCUGGGGUAAAUGUUUCUCUAAAUCCUGAAAUAUUCACCAGUGUACUGUAGAUGUUCUUCAGAAGUAAAGAACAUUUAAGUCAUUUGUAAUUUGCAUAUGAGGUAGAUUUCAUUUAUUUUCUCAUGUCAUUAAUUAGUUUAAAGUGGAUGGGGAAAAGUAGACCAUUUUAUUUUUCUGUGCUCAAUUUUCACUUAUGUAUUAAAAUAUGUAUUAAACUCACUAUAGUUGAGUUCAUCUGAACAUAAUGUGGCAUAAAUAAUGAGGAAAAUAAUUUAGGUAUAAAGAUUAACAGAGUGAAUCUUCACAGCAUUAAUAACUUCACGGAGAGCAGUGACAAAAAGCAUAGAUCCUGACUGUCGGCACAGAAAUCUGUAUUAUUAUUAUUAAAGUGAAUGCUUUUGCUUUUAUUAGCCAUUUUAAUAGCUGUGCAAUGAAUAUCAUAGAAUGUGUAGUUUUACUUAGUAAUAGGCUUCCAGUUGAUGUCAUUAAAAGUUCGGCACGGCAGAAGUGAAUGUCUUUGAUUCAGGGUGAGGUUUGUAUUUUUGUUGUUGGCGAGUCAGGCAUCAGAUGAUUUGACGCUGCUUAACACAGGCAGCUCCUCGACAUAGGUGGAUGGGAAAUGUCCUGUCUUCCCAUCAAGUUUGCCAAACCACCACCCAGUCUCUUCCUUUCUGUAAAUGUCUAGAAGAUCUCCUGUGAAACAAAAGUCAUUUUUAUUAGAUUAUAAACCUCUCCUGUUGUUAGAUAAUCUACACAUGUGUUGCCAGUUACCUUCUUUCAAAGUCAAUUCAUCAUCCUGUUCAGGUGUGAAAUUGUACAGGGCCUUGCAUAUUCCUAUACUGCACAGCUCCGGUGUUAUUCCACCUGUUCAAUGUUGAUAUUUUGAAUUGCUUUAAUUUCAUGAUGAAAUUCCAAAUCUGCUGAAUAGAAAUAAAUCUUUGUGUUGCUCUGGAAA
Cottoperca gobio is the source of this 2152-nucleotide messenger RNA. RefSeq names its product SPC25 component of NDC80 kinetochore complex (gene spc25). Gene Ontology annotation, biological process: chromosome segregation. Gene Ontology annotation, cellular component: Ndc80 complex. NCBI's taxonomy places the organism in Eukaryota, Metazoa, Chordata, Actinopteri, Perciformes, Bovichtidae. The transcript is spliced from 7 exons. Bases 165 to 878 code for a protein of 237 amino acids. The record is from RefSeq and is a predicted model, not a curated record.